AUGGGGGACCCCCUGUCGGACUGCAGCCCCCUCAUCAGUGCAGCAGCCUCGAGUAAGCUCCGUCUGGUCCGCCUGCUGGUGGAAGGUGGGGCUCAGGUCAACAGACGUAAUCCCAGGGGAGAGACGGCUCUCCUGGCUGCUUGUAAGACUCUGAGAGGGGAGCCUGUUGGACCCGAAACUAUGAAACUCCUCACAUACCUGCUCCAGAACAAGGCUGAUCCCAAUGCACAGGACCGGACUGGCCGUACUGCUCUGAUGUACUCCUGUAUAGCACGAGCAGGGGCCCAGGUGGCAUCUACUUUGCUGUCUGCAGGGGCAGAUCCCAGUAUGGAAGACUACUCUGGAGCCUCAGCCCUGGUCUACUCCAUCAAUACACAGCACCUGCCCACACUGAAGGUGUUAAUGGAUGCAUGCCGGGCCAGGGGUCGUGACAUCCUCAUCAUCGCCACAGAGAUGGGUGUAAAUGGAGGACCAGUGACCAGGCGUUACCUGAAUGUUCCCCCGUCCCCUGAUACGUCACCGGUGUCCUGCAUGUCCCCAUCUGACAUUGUCCUCAAGACGGGUUCUCCCAACUCAUCAGAGGGAGAAAAUAUCUUUAACUUCAGAGGAACUAGUAAAAGAGGAAGCACCAGCAGCAGCAGCAGACUUCCCUCCUGUGAACUCUGUCCGGUGAGCCAGGGCAGCACCCCACCAGCCAGACAGAGAAUGUUAUCUGAACCAUGGCUGGCCAUUCACAACCUGGCCUGUCUGAACAGAGCUUAUGAGGAGGGUAUGAGGGAGAGGAGCCAGCAGGAGGACGGAGACAGAGAGGAUUUAAAGAGGGAUGAGGAAGAAGAAGAUGAGUCGUCACAUGUUCAUCAGUCUGGGAUGGAAAAGAGGAGGGAGAUCACGGUUCAAAGGAGGGAUAACAGAUAUGGAGGAGAGAAUUACAGCAGCUGCCAUGAGGAUUUCAUCCCGAGGGUCUCUCAGUCAGUCGUCUCCCUCACAGAGGUGUAUUCAUCUCCAGCAGCUCAGAGCAGAAUGGCUCCCAAGAAGAAUCUGACCCCUGGAGGAUCAACCGCAGACAAAAUGACUCCAAAAAGCUGUGCUGAUAAACUUCCCGCCUGCCCUCCUUAUUCUCAACGCCGCAGGAAUACUCUCCCCUCAGUCAUGGUAGUGCCACCUCUGCUUCACCUUCCUCCCUUAGUAAACCAGUCAGACUCUCACCUCCAGGUUCCUACACCAGUUUCACCCUCCAAGAGCAGGAGUAUGGUAUUUCUGCCUCACCCACCCAGCUCCUCCCCACCGUCCUCUUCAUCCAGACCAUCGGUGAGACCAGCAAUACUGUCCUUGUUGCCCCUCACCUCCUCCAUCACCUCCCUGGUCGCUCCUCCGGCCUCUUGCUGCAGUGAGAGAAGGUCACUGCGUCGUCACUCGGUGCAGCUUGAACAGAUUAGAGGAAGACAGCAGAUGAACCAUUUUGAUCUGUGA
Messenger RNA from Scomber japonicus (chub mackerel), 1470 nucleotides. RefSeq names its product ankyrin repeat domain-containing protein 34B. Lineage: Eukaryota; Metazoa; Chordata; Actinopteri; Scombriformes; Scombridae. The transcript is spliced from 4 exons. Gene Ontology annotation, molecular function: protein binding. Bases 1 to 1470 code for a protein of 489 amino acids. The record is from RefSeq and is a predicted model, not a curated record.